AUGAUAUCAAUUACCUAUGACACAGCUGCCUUGACCUGGGGCGGUGAAACCUUCCAAGUAGUCGAUGGAUCCGGUCAGCGGCUCGUCCAGAUCCCGCUUGCCUUCGCAAGAACUGGCCGAUGCGACCAUGUCCAGUAUGCUCUCUCCGUCAUUUACGACUGCUGGGAAGAGAAUCAGGGUCGACUUCAUCGGGCUGAUGGUCAAGUUCUGGCCUUGGAUGCUCCCUUGUUCUCGGGCACUGCAACAUAUUCGCGUGCAGAUGGCACCUCACCAACUUGCGUUGCUCGCCUGGGCCCUCGCUUCAAGGAGUAUCGACGAGCGCCUGUAGACGGAUCGGAUGGCGGUACUGUGAGCGCCUCAUCUCGCUCCAGCAAUCAGCAAAAUCGAUUCCGAUCUGCACUGCACUCACGCGACGGUAUUUGUUUCUACUACACAGAAGCAUUGGGCGAUUCUCCAGGCGACCUCUUUAAUCCGUCGUUUGGACUACUCCUUCGCGCGGAUCUGCACAAAACGUUCGACCACGGCUUGUGGGCUCUCUACGAAGACGAAGGCAAUUUAGUUGUCCAUAUUUUUGGCGGUAGACUAUCUCAGCGCGAGUUCCAUGGCAAAGUCAUUGUUCCAGCGCAACGAUGCCGUGGUGCUGCGCAAGCGCAACCGGACCUCAGACUUCUACGCUUUCACUACCAGCAAUGUGCAAUGCGGCGCCUUCGUGGAUUCUCCGCCGGCUUUUGA
Tilletiaria anomala UBC 951 is the source of this 732-nucleotide messenger RNA. RefSeq lists its product as uncharacterized. The transcript has 2 exons. The record is from RefSeq and is a predicted model, not a curated record. Lineage: Eukaryota; Fungi; Basidiomycota; Exobasidiomycetes; Georgefischeriales; Tilletiariaceae. Bases 1 to 732 code for a protein of 243 amino acids.